AACAAGUGUACAUAUUAUUUUUACUUUUGACCAAAUAACGGCGGCAAAUACUGAAUAAGGGUAAGAAGAUAAGUUUCUCUGGAGAGAUAUUUGGCGGUUUUAGGGCUCUCCCUCAACCACUUUUGACGGCUUUUGUGUGUUUCAUUUCCUCUCUGUUUUCGUCUGCUCUUGUCUUCUUCCUCCGUGUCUCCCAACCUCGAUCCUAAAAGCUUGAAAUGUGAAUCGCUAGAGCUUAUACACGAUGUCCGAGAAGAAGCUGAAUCGUUAUACAAUGUCUAGCUCCACGAUCAAGAACCACCACGUGGCAGAACAUAACACCUCCUCCAGCAAAGCCUUGGUCACAGUCAAGUUAGAGAAGGAAGAAGAAGAAGAAUAUAACCUUCACAUAACUAGAAGCGUCCUCAAAAAAAGAAAACAACUCUCUCAAUCACCAGACAAAUCCAUAACCUUUGCAGUAAAGCGUGAACACAACACCACCUUUCAGAAUCAGAAAACCACUCGUUGGAACACUGAUAGGUAUCCAAAGACACAACCUUUAACAUCAUUCACACUUACCCUUUAUAUAAAGAUUGAUGCAGCGGAGGAAGCAAUGGAGGGUAUAUUAAAGGAGGUAGGAGCUACUUUUGAGACACCAAUCUCACGAGGGGAGUUAAGAGCAAUAGCAAGGAAGAAGAUUGGUGAUACUGGUUUGUUGGAUCAUUUAUUGAGGCAUAUUGAUGGGAAUGUGACACCUGGCGGUGCUGAUCGGUUUAGGAGGUGUUACAAUACUGAAGGAUAUAUGCAGUAUUGGCUUGAGAGUGCUGAUUUGCUUGAGAUUAAACGUGAGUCUGGUGUUGCUGAUCCUACUUGGGUUCCACCUCUUUGGUGGAAGUCGAAUAGAUUGAUUAAAGUUGAGCCUGGGGAUUGUGGUGAAGCGUCUUUGAAUCUUAAGGAAGCUGUUGAGAAAAUGAGGAGUGAUAUUAGAGAGCUUGUAGCUGAUGUGGUUCAUAUUAAGCGUGAAUCUGGAGUUCCUGAUUCUGAUUUGAUUCCUUUAGCUCAAUGGAAGGUUAAGAGUGCAUCACAUGAGUCAUCUGCUGUCUCUUCAAAGCUUAGGGAAGAAAUUGAUAAGAUGAAGAGUGAUAUCAAGAAACUUGAAUCCAAGCCAAAGUUACCAGAUCAUGCUGACGCAAAUGAGAAACUAUUCAAGGAAUGUAUGAGGUGGAAGGUAGAGACUGAUAAGAAAAUUGCAGAGAUCUCAACUUCAUUGACUUCAACACAGUGCAUGGUUAAGGAACUAGCUUCGUGGAAAGACAAAGUAGAACAUCAGCUUAUGGGCAUUUCAAACUCUCAGAACAAUCUGCAGGCAAAUGGGAGCAGAUCUCCUCAUAACUGGGAACAUCUAUUGCAUAGUGCCAACUUAGAUGAUUUUACAGUAAAUGGUUUCGAGCCAUGGAAUGUUGAAGCUGACCUUAACGAUGUUCUACCUGUGAGGCCUGAUGUUUACUCGUUUCCACCAAAUGCUCGCAAAAGCUCUUUACAAGAUCAUAUGUGGUUUGAGGAACAGUCAGUGCUCAACUCCGAAAUGCAAAGGACGGAUAGCUGCAUGACGAGAGGUGAUUCAAGAAGCUGUAAUCAGGACAAAGCAGAGAUGACUCCAGGUUCUUCAGUGACUGUUGGUCCAAGAUCAGAUAUUGACGACCCAAAUCUUCUUUCUCAGGAAACAUUGAAAGAGUUGGUGAGCUGGAAAGCUAAAGCAGAGCAGCAGUUAAUGGAAAUGUCAGAAGCUGUCCGUGAGCUUCAGGGAUAG
Molecule: messenger RNA, 1786 nt
Organism: Eruca vesicaria subsp. sativa (arugula)
Lineage: Eukaryota; Viridiplantae; Streptophyta; Magnoliopsida; Brassicales; Brassicaceae
Source: the annotation of a GenBank genome assembly